AACUGGUCGACAUCUCCAAGACGACCCUGUGUGGCUGCUGCCGGCUAACCAGCGGCAGCGAGUAGGAACCGCGGGAGAGAAGGCCGGAGCCAGACGUUACUGCGGCAGCAACGGUGUGUAACACAAGCAGCCGCAGCGGUACAGACAUGAGCGUCACCUCCUGGUUCCUGGUCAGCAGCGGGGGGACUCGCCACCGGCUGCCCCGCGAGAUGAUCUUUGUCGGGCGGGACGACUGCGAGCUCAUGCUACAGUCGCGCAGUGUGGACAAGCAGCACGCCGUCAUCAACUACGAGCCUGGUUCAGACCAACACAAGGUCAAGGACCUCGGCAGCCUCAAUGGGACCUUUGUAAAUGAUGUCCGCAUUCAAGAGCAGAUGUACAUCACCCUCAAGUUGGAGGACAAACUGAGGUUCGGAUACGAUACUAACUGGUUCACGGUGGAGAGAGGCGAGCUCACCGUGCCCGAGGAGGCUCUCAAGCAUGAAAAAUUCACCAGUGGCCUCCAGCUGAGCCAGAAGCCGUCCAAAGGUGAAAGCACCACCACCACCAGCAAGUCCCCCCUGAAGACCCCAUCAAAGACACAAAAGGCUACCAGUGGCGGCACCCCCAGGCCAAGCCAAACAACCACAGAUGGGGUCUCUCCCUGCAAAGAGCCUCCACCCAAUACUGCAGACAAGGCUGAAGAAAGAACUGGAGCAGAUGCUGCAGCUCUGCCCCGCGGCACCCCCCUGUACGGCCAGCCGGCGUGGUGGGGCUACGCCGACAACGGCAACUCCCUCAAGCAGGAAAACAAGACGACUGGCAAGAAGCAUGAGCUCGCAGAGGGCAAAGAAGCUCGUCGUGGAGAGGACUGCCACAACGCAGGCUACACGGACAUCCCGACUAAGGAACAUCAUCGUCACGUGGCCACCAACGGCAUCCAUGAGAUCCCCACCAAGGACACGGAGGGGGCCGGCUCUCCCGGCAGUGCAGCUCAAGGCCACGCCUCCUUCACGAUAGAGUUUGACAACCCUUCCCCCGGGAGGGUCACCAUCAAAGACCACGUCUCCAAGCUCACGCCCGGCCAGCACAGGUCUCGGGCCAAGAGGAGCGGCAGCGGAGGGGCGGGAAGCAAGGAGCUGAGCACGUUGCAGGCAGCCAUGAUGGCGUCGGAGAGCAAGGUGGCCGAUUGGCUGGCGCAGAACGACCCCACCCUCAUCCGCGGAGAGUCCACAGAGGACGACAGCAAGAGCAACAAGAGUGAUGUGCCGGUGCAUCUCAAAAGGCUGAAAGGCAGCAAACAUGAAGAUGGCACGCAGAGCGACUCUGAGAAUGGCCUGGGCCUGCGCUUCGCCAGCCGGCGCCACGCCCUCGAGGAGCGUCUAAACGCUGCACACGCCCGCUCUGGGUCAGGAGGAGGAGCGGGCUCAGCCGUCCAGAACGCGGCGAGUGGCUCUCGAGGAGGCGGCGGUCGCACGGCCUUCAUGAUCGAGUUCUACGACGAGGAGAACCCCCGCAAGCGGCGCUCGUAUUCCUUUUCCCAAACUGCGCCGCUGCUGAGCGCAGCCGGCGGCGAGGGGCUGUCUCCGCAGCCCCCCUCUCAGCCCAAGGUGUUUAGCAUCUCCACCUCAGCUAGCGCCGCCUUGGACUCAGGUAAAGUCCAAGCCCCAAUCUCUGCAACAGUGGCUGCGGGCGCCCCCACGGCGGCCCGCGUGCUCCUCAAGCAGAGGUCGGAAGACCCGAGCGUGGGCCGCAGCUCGGUGGGCACGGGGCUGGCGACGGGCAGCCCCACCAGCCCCAGCGAGGACAUCUCGAGCACGGGGCGAGCGGCCGCCAGAGAGGCUGGGGACGACCGCAGCGAUAACGGGACCUACACCAUUGAGCUGGAAAACAGCAACCUGGAGGAAGAGGAGGCCCGGCGCAUGAUUGACAAGGUGUUUGGGCUGCAGCAGAACCAGGACGCAGACCUCCAAGGGGAGGGAAGAGGAAAGGAAACAGCGACAGCAAAAGAGUCGCUUCCGGCGGAUUCCAACUGGGUCUCUCAGUGGGCCAGUUUAGCUGCCAACCACACCCGAACCGAUCCCGAAGGUUCUGGAGCUGAGACGACGACAACAUUCCUGGACAAAGAAAGAGGAUGCGAUGCCGCAGCCCUCAACCGAGGCGAAUCCGCGUCAAGUCUGACAGACCGCAAGCGCAGGAGCCUCCCCCCUCUCCCCGCGGAUGACCGUGCCAAAGCGCCGACCCAGAGGUCUGAGAUCGGAGAGAAACAGGACACAGAAGCCCAGGAAAAGGAGAACAAGGGCGACGGGGAAUCGCCGCCGCCUCCCAUGGAGAACGGCGAUGUGAGCGGCCGACGCCAAGCGAGCGCCGCCUCUUCUCCGCGCAAGACCGCCGUGCGAAGCUCUGCUAGUGUGGAGCGCAGGAAGAAAAAGGAGGAGGAGGAGGAGGGCGCCGGGGACAAAUCCGGGAAGCCUCUGGUGCGUCAAGGCAGCUUCACCAUCGAGAAGCCCAGCGAAAGCGUCCCCGCCGAGCUCAUUCCACGCAUCAACAGGGGCGGAGCGGGAAGCCGGGAGCGCAGCGACUCUGCGGGAAGCAUGGACACGGCCACGCUCCUCAAAGACACCGAGGCCGUCAUGGCGUUCCUAGAGGCCAAACUGAGGGACGAAAACAAGCUUGAGCCGAAAACCACUAAAACCAGCAGCAGCAUCAGCAGUCAGGUCUCGGGCUACGGCUACCACCCUCGCACCGACUCCAUCUCGCCGGAGUCAGACGUGGACACAGCCAGCACCGCCAGUCACGUGGCCGCCGAGGCGAAGGCCAGCAGCGCGCAGAAGCGACGCUCGCUCAGCAGCAUGCACCGGGAGAAGAGCGGCGUGAACGCGGCCUCCAAGUCCGCCGUCUCCACCGGUGCGCGGGACCGCUUGGAGAGGAAGGCCAAAAGCAGAACCGCCGACGCAGCUGGUCGGACUGAAGCGCGCCGCUCGGUUCAGCCGUCUGCUUCCAGGGCACGCCAACCCUCCCUCGAUCUCACCGACGACGACCAGACUUCUUCCUUCCCCAUUUCCGACAUCCUCUCGUCGGAUCAGGAGACCUACUCCAGCUACGGCUUGGACGGCAAACAGGACGGGAGGUCCGCCAAAAACGCCAGCGCCGGUUCUUCCAAAAGCAACCGGAAUCUCCAAACCGCUGCUUCGUCCUCUCUGAGCAAGCCGGCCGCGCUGCCCAAACCACGGCCCACCCGAGCCUCCCUGCUCCGCCGAGCCCGACUGGGUGACACCUCGGACACGGAUCUGGCCGACGCUGACCGAGUGUCAGUGGCGUCUGAGGUGUCUACCACAAGCUCCACGUCCAGACCACCAUCGGGCCGUGCGGCGUUGUCGCGUCUGGACAUGCUGGCGCAGCCGCGUCGCAACCGGGUGGGCUCCAUCUCGGCGCGCAGCGACUCGGAGUGCACCGCGGCGCGCGGCUCUGCCGCCGCGUCGCGCCUUUCGGCUGAGACGGCUCUGCGUCUGGGCUUGCGCUCGUCCACGCCCACCGAGAGCAAGCUGACCCCCAGGAUGAGGGCCAACAGCGUGUCCAAGCUGAACGAGGCCAGAACCAAGACGGCUACGACUGGCUACUGCUCUCCCACAGAGCGCUCUCAUCCAGAGCCUGGUGCCGCUGACACAGAUGGAGAACUUGUUGUGUCCAGCAGCAACCGGUGGAGACGCCUGCCGCCCGAGUACGCAUCCACCUCGGAGGAAGAGUUUGGCUCAGCCCGUCACGCUUCUAAGUACGGAGGGCGCCCCCACACACGGCCGCAUCACCCCACACCCCCCCGCGGUUCCCGACCCGGUGCCACUGCGACACCUGCCUCGGGCUCCGGCACGCUGCCCGGGGUGGGCACAGCGGUGCUGAAACACCGCAUGAAGGAGCAGGACGAGUACAUCAGAGACUGGACGGCGCACAGUGAGGAGAUAGCCAGGUUGUUCCCAUGUGUGCGCAGGAUCAGCCAGGACCUGGCUAAGGACCUGGCCACCUUGGCGCGCGAGAUCCACGACGUGGCGGGCAAGAUCGAUUCUGUCAGCUCGUCCGACACACCGCCCAGCACGGCCGCCACCACCCCGAGCUCAGCCGUCGACACGCGCCAAGAGGUAGGCCCGGCGCGGCCCGACUUGCAGGAGAGCAUGAGACAGCUCGUCGACCGCGUUUUUGACGAGAGCCUGAAAUUCCGCAAGAUCCCUCCCGUCAUUGAGGGCGCCAAGACGCCGGAGAUCAACGGCAAGCCGGUGGAGCUCCGCCCCCGGGCCCCCGAUGGCCACGAGCCUCGGGCGCUCAGGAGACGCACGUGGAACCGAGAGGAGGCAGUUUUGGACAGCCUUUUGAUCCAUUCAGUCGCUCAGCUGUCCACCAAGAUCAAACAGUCAACUGAUAAAACCGCUGGAAAAAUCCGGAUAUUGUUUAAGGAUCAGAACAGGAACUGGGAGGAUAUCGACAGGAAACUGAAAUCCGAAAGCGACAUCCCGCUCUUGACGUCCUCCAACAAGGAGAUCUCCUCCGUGUUACUUGAGCUCAGAAGAGUCGAGAAGCAGCUGGAAGUGAUCAAUCUGAUGCUGGACCCGGACGGCACGUUGGACGCGGCAGCCAGCCCCAUCUCGCCCACCAAGCCUCAGGUUGCCAAACCGGCGGCCCAGUCCUCCGCCGGCGCGGGUCCCCAGCAUCUCCCGGCUAAAGAGCUGCUACCCGAAAUCCGUCCGGUGUCCGGAGAGCCCGCCAGGCUUCCGUCGUCCGACGGCUCCGUAGGUCUCGGUUCAGCCUCUGUCGGCGCGCUGCCUUUCACUCGCAUGCGGCCCAGCGGCAAGGAGGCCCUUGUACAGAAGUGAGACAAAAUCGUCCAGCUAUUGUUCGUUUAAAUAAGUUACAAUUGGCAAUCGAAAAGCAAUAAAAAAAUCUGUUUGAGUUUUACUAAGAUUUGCCACUUGAUCCUGAUCAUUUUUUUAAAAAAAAGUUAAAAUCCUGUAAAUUAAAGAAAAAAAGCAGACAGAAAACCUGCCAGUUUAAAUACGAAGGUUUUUCCAUUUUUGUAUUUUUGAUCUGACAAAAGGGCAUUUUAGUUAUUUUUUUGAUUGUCAACUGAAAACUUAAAAAAAAUGAAUGAUACGAUGGAGCCACAAAUGAACACGAGCAGUUCAUCCGGCACGUGAACAAACACUUUGCCAUUAAGGUCUUGCCUUAAAAGCAUCGUCCCUCCAACAAGAGUCUCCAUCAAACUUCUCAGACCAACAGAAUGCAUAUUUUACAGCCUUUUUUUGCACUUGAGUAUUAAAAGCAGCUGCCGCCUUAAUGUGACAUUGAAAAACAGACACUUUGUACUGGAAAUGGUCCCGUUAUUUCACAAGUCAACCGAUGCAGUUUUAUACACAAUUCAACACUUGACAGUCCGCCCAAUAAGUCUUUCAUUUUUGUCAAUAUAUAAAUAAACCUUUUACUUGCCCAGUAGUAGCAUGUGAAAAACUGAGACUUGUCAUCCUACUAGUUACAUAUUGUGUGUGUGGCUAUUUACCAUAAAAAUCCAAAACAAUAGCCACUUACCAAAGUUGAUGACUCUAACGUGCAGCUCAGCUCAUUAACUUAUGUCUUUGCUGCCUUAUCUUGAUUUGGCCUGUUGGAUGCGAUGCCAUGAAGCUUGUAGCAGCACUUGACGUGUCCUAUGAUUUGCAAUUAGACUUUUUAUACUUCAAUUUCAAUUUUGGAGGAGGAAAAAAAAAUGUAUUAACUUGCUGUUUUAUAAUAUUUCAAUACUGAUGUUGUUUUGUAGUCAUUUUGUUAAUUUGUGUCACUUUGCGCUUUAAGAAGCUGCUGAACAUCUCAGCUCCGUCCCUCUUUUUCUGAUUGUAGCGUGUGGCUUCAUGUUAUGUACGUUGUGCUCAAGGAGCCGAGCAAAAAUCCUGCGGCUUUGUCCGCGUGUAUCCACUAAACGUCUUAAACCACUUCCCCAAUGGCUUUUCAUCUUCAAAACUCUUGACGUUCAAUGGUCGUACUUAGGCUAAUGAGAUCUGAUGCUGAAAGUGAAGAACAAAAGAUGUUGGGGAAAGAAAUCUUUUGUAAAUUGUUUUAUUUUUUUGUGCCCCAGGGUUUUACUUUCAAAUCCAUCCAUUUUCUAUACCGCUUGUACCCACGGGGGUCGCGGGCGUGGGACACCCUGAACCGGUUGCCAACCAAGGGCAGGGCACAUACUAUUUUUUUUUUUUUAGAUUAAGUAAAACAUUUGAAGUUAAUAUUUGGUACCAGUAGGUUUUCAUUUGUUUCCAAGUCUCAGUGUUGUCUGAUCAGUUAUUUUGUUUGUAAAGAGAAAACAAAGCCAAUUUUUAUUUAUUUUUUAAUAUUUUGUGGAUGUUUUAUGUAUUUUAUAUUUGUUCAAACUGCAAAUUUACUGUCAAUAAAUCAAGAGACAUCCACU
This is a messenger RNA of Syngnathus acus (greater pipefish), 6418 nucleotides long. It is a transcript of the gene cep170aa, whose product is annotated as centrosomal protein 170Aa. The record is from RefSeq and is a predicted model, not a curated record. Gene Ontology annotation, cellular component: centriole. The coding region runs from base 147 to 4841 and encodes 1564 amino acids. The transcript is spliced from 22 exons. Lineage: Eukaryota; Metazoa; Chordata; Actinopteri; Syngnathiformes; Syngnathidae. Gene Ontology annotation, molecular function: protein binding.